Molecule: messenger RNA, 2289 nt
Organism: Eremothecium gossypii ATCC 10895
Lineage: Eukaryota; Fungi; Ascomycota; Saccharomycetes; Saccharomycetales; Saccharomycetaceae
Gene: DSL1
Product: Dsl1p
Exons: 1
Coding region: 1-2289 (762 amino acids)
Biological process (GO): endoplasmic reticulum to Golgi vesicle-mediated transport; mitotic spindle assembly checkpoint signaling
Cellular component (GO): RZZ complex
Source: RefSeq, marked provisional
AUGCCACAUCAAGAGGGGACAAGCAUGCAAGUACACUCUCCUUAUCCUACGAAUCACAAGAGUAGUGCUAGUAUGGUCCCUGUCGAAACAAAGUCAAGUGGCGACGGCACGGCUGAUAGGCUACAUGAGCUGUUGGGUAAUCCUAUGCAGGUACUUGCUGCAAUUGAGGAUGACCCUAGCCUUUGGUUAGAUAGCUCGGAAAAGAAGCCUAACCACCUGGCACUCCAAGAACUGAAGCAGCGGGAUGUGGAGGUGACGAAGACGCUGCAACAACACCUGCGGCUAAAGAUAGUUGCAGACCUUCUAAUAAAGUAUAAUUCUGAAAUCCAAUGUGCGGAAUUUACUGCUGCGUUCGAGACACUUCGACAGUGCGUGCAAAAGGCGAAGUCUGCAGAUGUUUCAGCGCAUGGUGUGCGCUUUGAACAAGCUUUCAACACGUAUUUGAGCGGCCUUCACGCAGUUUUUGUGAGGAAGCUACAAGGCUUAUUAGAAGAAGUGUGGCAUAUCCACGAUGACGGGUUCAGCUUCCAGCAGCAGGUUAGUGAGAAGCUUGAUGAUGCGCGAGAACACAACUUUGACUACGACACAUUGGUUGACAUGUUUAAUUCUUGUUUUCUGAAGGAUGGAGAUAUAGAUGAACGCUCCUGGUUUUUUAAAAACAUCUCUAUGCCUGAUGUACGGGAUGAUGUAAAACAAUGUGUUAACAGCACAUAUAACAACUAUAUUAAACUAUCUCAGGUCAAAGAGAAUCUCAAGGGGUUUUUAUUCAGUGACUCGCUGCGAAUUUCCUGCUCGGGCACUCGUUUGCAUGUCGAUCAAGGAUGCGAGACGCCUGCAGCAAAAGUAGAAAGCUAUGUUGUGCUAGCCGAUUACCUACUUAAUGUGCUUUCACCUGUCGCCUCGAAUCAAAUAUUGAUGACGUUGGGAGGUGCAAUUGUAACAGAGGCGACUAAGCUUUUGAAACAGCAUUCUAAGGAGUUGCUUUCUAAAGAGGCAAACCAAAAGAAGGACUUGGCGCACUUUAAUGAUACUUUGGUCAAACUUAGUUCCAGGAAGGGCAGCAGCUGGACCUACAAUGGAAAUGCCCUGGACAAGUUACUCAAUGACCCUGAGACUUUUGCAACGCUUAUGUUUGAGCAGCAUGUGCACUUACACCUACUCAAACUAAGAGAACUGUUUUCAACGGACAACUGGAGUCAGCUGAUUGAAGUGAAGCAGCCCGCAAGCACUGAAACAGACAAGGCUGCAAAUUCAACUGUAAAGUCCCAAAAAAGAGAGAGUAAGAGCAUGUCAACAAAUGAAUGGGAGUGGAAUGAAAACGACGAUGAAGGAUGGAAUGCGGAAUUUGAUACAGAAAUCAAUAGUGAAGAACAUAGACUGAGUGACUCCAAGGACAAAGGCGUGCUAGUAGAAGAAGACCAAAAUAAUGCAGACGGCUGGGAUGAUGUUUGGGAUGAUGACGUCCUGGAUCUGGAAAGUAUAACACAAGACGUCAUACAAAUAACUAAAAUCCCGGAUGGGUUUCAGAAGGUUUUGGAAAGCUUUGAAAAGGGUGCAGAAAACCUAAACAAAGAUUUUGUAUCCGCGGAAUAUGCCUAUAAGUUUAACCUCCUCCAAACUGCCUUUUUUGCCAUGUGUAUGAGCAAAUAUAAUGAUUGGUGGUUGCUUGUUAGAGACAUGAAGUAUAUUAUAUCUCAAUGUGAUGAGCAAACUUUGUAUCAAUUAAGUGAACUGACGGCCCGCUUCACAGAAAAUAAUAUUGCUACAAUGCGGAAGGCGGUAUUCAACAUGCUGCAAGAACAACUAAACAACUUAAAAGCUAAUGAGCUUUCUCCGAAUUGGGAUGUCACACGUAACUCGCUUUUACCAUUUAUACACGAUGAAGUACAACCUGCUUUCGAGAGAUUAUCUGAUCAGAGUGUCUUACUAAACUUCUUGAAGUUCCUCUAUAAUGAUUGCCUUGUCAAUGAGAUACUGCAAUGGAAUAUUAUAUCCGAGAAGAACUCAGAAAAUCUGUCCGAAUUGAUUCAUAUGAUCUACAACGGAACCAAGUUUUCGGCUCUGCAGGAUAACAAUGACUACAAGCAUGCGAGAACCAAACUGGCGAUUAUAGCAUUGAUCCUAAAAGCUCACCUCAAGGAUAUAAUGGACAUGUUCUACAAUGGCGACUUUUUCCUAUUUUCAACGGAGGAAAUUAUACAAUGGAUACUGCUGUUAUUUGCCGAUACACAUAUGCGCCGUGAUUGCAUAUAUGAAGUAAGAACCAUAAGACAAGAGUCAGAAGAAUAG